Acinonyx jubatus (cheetah) is the source of this 2229-nucleotide messenger RNA. RefSeq names its product melanin concentrating hormone receptor 1 (gene MCHR1). Gene Ontology annotation, cellular component: membrane; neuron projection. The record is from RefSeq and is a predicted model, not a curated record. Gene Ontology annotation, biological process: neuropeptide signaling pathway. Bases 611 to 1672 code for a protein of 353 amino acids. The transcript has 2 exons. Lineage: Eukaryota; Metazoa; Chordata; Mammalia; Carnivora; Felidae. Gene Ontology annotation, molecular function: neuropeptide binding; melanin-concentrating hormone receptor activity.
GGUUAGGGUACCGGAGAGCAGCUGAGGGUGGCCUGGGGGACAGGCAUGCUGUGGUCUGAGCCUUCCACCUCCGAGCUCUGUGAAGUCACCCCUAGCCCCUGCCACAUGGCCCAGCCACCCAUAUCUGGGGUUAGGGACUAGGCCAGGCUCAUUCACUUUUCCCGAGGGAGGCAGCCCGUUUGUCUUUGCAGGCACCUGGAUCCUCCCAGGAGGCAAGCUCCUGGGAGCACAGGAGCACAGCCCCCAGUGACGUGGGAAGGAAGCCCCCUCCCCGAUGGCUUUGCCUGAGCUCGCCCCCGCGCCCCCACCAGCUCCCCCAGGCUCCGGGGGCUCCGCAGGCAGUCGGAUGCGGGAGCUGCUGCUCGGGACUGAAGAGGUUAACGUGCAUCUGCCUCCGAAUGUUAAUGUGUCUAGGUGAUGUCAGUGGGAGCCGGGGAAGGAGGGAGUGGGGAGAGAAGCGGGGCUAGGAGGCGGCAGAAGCUGCCAGACCGCCAGCGCCAGCAAGACCCCCUUCCGGACUGCGGGGCUCGUGCUCUGGGACGGGCGGGCGGCGCUGCCGCAGCCUGCGUGGGUGGACGGGCAGCGGCGGGCAGCGACGGGCAGCGGCAGGAUGGACCUAGAAGCCUCGCUGCUGCCCACCGGCCCUAAUGCCAGCAACACCUCGGACGGCCCCGAUAACCUCACCUUGGCCGGGUCACCUCCUCGCAGAGGGAGUGUCUCCUACAUCAACAUCAUCAUGCCUUCAGUGUUUGGCACCAUCUGCCUCCUGGGCAUCAUCGGGAACUCCACAGUCAUCUUCGCGGUGGUGAAGAAGUCCAAACUGCACUGGUGCAGCAACGUGCCCGACAUCUUCAUCAUCAACCUCUCGGUGGUGGACCUCCUCUUUCUCCUGGGCAUGCCCUUCAUGAUCCACCAGCUCAUGGGCAAUGGAGUCUGGCACUUUGGAGAGACCAUGUGCACACUCAUCACGGCCAUGGACGCCAACAGUCAGUUCACCAGCACCUACAUCCUGACCGCCAUGGCCAUUGAUCGCUACCUGGCCACCGUCCACCCUAUCUCCUCCACCAAGUUCCGGAAGCCUUCUGUGGCCACCCUGGUGAUCUGCCUCCUGUGGGCCCUCUCCUUCAUCAGCAUCACCCCCGUGUGGCUCUACGCUAGGCUUAUCCCCUUCCCAGGGGGCACGGUGGGCUGUGGCAUCCGCCUGCCCAACCCAGACACUGACCUGUACUGGUUCACCCUGUACCAGUUCUUCCUGGCCUUCGCCCUGCCCUUUGUGGUCAUCACAGCUGCGUAUGUGAGGAUCCUGCAGCGCAUGAUGUCCUCCGUAGCUCCCGCCUCUCAGCGCAGCAUCCGGCUGCGGACAAAGAGGGUGACUCGUACAGCCAUCGCCAUCUGCCUGGUCUUCUUUGUGUGCUGGGCCCCCUACUAUGUGCUGCAGCUGACCCAGUUGUACAUCAGCCGCCCGACACUCACCUUUGUGUACCUGUACAACGCAGCCAUCAGCUUGGGCUAUGCCAACAGCUGCCUCAAUCCCUUUGUGUACAUCGUGCUCUGUGAGACAUUCCGCAAACGCUUGGUCCUGUCGGUGAAGCCUGCUGCCCAGGGGCGGCUUCGAGCCGUCAGCAAUGUCCACACAGCUGAUGAGGAGAGGACGGAAAGCAAGGGCAACUGACGCUUCCCCUACAACCCUGGGCACCUCCAAGUCGGGACGGCACGGUGGGCCAUGAUGGGGAGAGACGCUGAGAAGAACCCAAGACCCCUCUGGGAGAAUGCGGGGAGGCUGGGGGGUGAGGGGUUGUUGCAACUAAAAACAUUCCACGGGGUCCACAAAUUGCCGGGGAGGCUGGCAGCCAGAUUUUGGGGGCUUCAAGCAUCAGACAUCCCCUUGGGAGAGGAGGAAGAGACCUUUGGGUUGCACAGAAACUGAACAAGAAGAAACUUUUCAUUCAAAUGUUCAGUUGAGCCCUAUAUCUCUUGGCUCCCCAGUGUCUUUUUCUCAACUGCUGAUUUAUUUAGAACCUGGGAAGGCCAGGGUGUGAGCAGCGGGGCCCUGGGGAGGUUGGAAAGUGGUGUGGCCUCAACGCUCCUUCCCAUCCCUCCCUGGUGCGAUGGAGGGCAGCCCUUCUCCCAAGCUGGCGGGUGAUGAAACGAAGCAUGCCAUCUCUCUGCGUUCCAGCAUCCUGUGUCGAUUUGCCUGUAUCUCUAGGGGAUGCAUGUUUAUUUUGGGGC